GAAGCCCUCGCUUCCGGUGAAGCCUCCUUUUCGGCAGCGGCUAUAUCCUCGCCAACAUGCCACUCGCAAAGGACUUGUUGCAUCCAUCCCCUGAGGAGGAGAAGAGGAGGCACAAGAAGAAGCGUCUCGUCCAGAGUCCAAACUCCUACUUUAUGGAUGUGAAGUGUCCAGGAUGUUACAAGAUCACGACGGUGUUCAGCCACGCUCAGACCGUGGUGCUGUGUGUGGGCUGCUCAACAGUUCUCUGCCAGCCCACUGGAGGCAAAGCGCGUCUCACAGAGGGGUGCUCAUUCAGGAGGAAGCAGCACUAGCUGUUGUCCCUGGAGCUGAAAAGGGAGAGGAGGGGACGGACCGGUGGAUGUCAGCGUCUUGACCCAGC
This is a messenger RNA of Limanda limanda (common dab), 379 nucleotides long. RefSeq names its product ribosomal protein S27, isoform 1 (gene rps27.1). Gene Ontology annotation, molecular function: RNA binding; structural constituent of ribosome. The coding region runs from base 57 to 311 and encodes 84 amino acids. The record is from RefSeq and is a predicted model, not a curated record. Gene Ontology annotation, biological process: ribosomal small subunit assembly; translation. Gene Ontology annotation, cellular component: ribosome; cytosolic small ribosomal subunit. The transcript has 4 exons. Lineage: Eukaryota; Metazoa; Chordata; Actinopteri; Pleuronectiformes; Pleuronectidae.